UUGGUACAUCGAACUCUUCACAGCUGGCUGUUGAACAGGUUUCUUUUUCUUUACUUUCUUUGUGUUUUUAGUUUCUCGCUCUCUUUCAUGUCUCGGCCUUCCGUUUUUUGCUUUUGCGCUAUAGGUUUGUGGUGAGGGUGCUAACAGGUGUUUGUGCUAUGGAUUUCGGUCCAAACUGAGGUGGGUUCGGGUGUAAGAAAUGGCUGGUUUCUUCUAUCUAGGUGGACGACAAGACGAAGAUAAAGAGGAGAACCUGAAUUUGUACAGAAACGAGGAGAUCUGCAACAAAGGGUUCGAGAUAUGGCCACACUAUAAUUAUUACCAGCAGCAGCAAAAUGUGAAUAAUCAGUCCUUUGGAGCGGGUCCUAGUCGAAGAACUAGCGGCCUUAACCUCUCGGAUGAGUGGUCUUCGAGAUCAGUAGGGUUUACGGACAUGAGACAAGGAGGCAUCAACUGCCAAGACUGUGGAAACCAGGCUAAGAAAGAUUGUGCCCAUUUGAGAUGCAGGACUUGUUGCAAAAGCCACGGCUUCCAGUGCCAAACUCACGUUAAGAGUACUUGGGUUCCUGCUGCUAGAAGGCGAGAGAAGCAACCACAGAAUCCACAACAACAACAACAGUUUCGAGGAGAGAAUCAAGGGUUGGAACUGGCUCAAUUCCCCUCAGAAGUGAAUUCUCCAGCAGUCUUCCGCUGUGUAAAAGUAAACGCUAUGGACGAAGUAGAUGAGGAUCAGUUGGCUUAUCAAACGGCUGUGAAUAUUGGAGGGCAUGUAUUCAAGGGAAUUCUAUACGAUCAAGGCCCUGAAAACCAUUAAACCCCUUUGUUUUUCGCAUAUUCACCAACUUUUUUAUACGUAGCCAGAUCAGCCAUUUAAAUAGACGUGCAUGGAUGCGAUGAUGACUUGCUGCUAGAAUGGAAACCAUUAGCUAAUUAGCCAAUAAAUUUCAGUGCUGCUCAACCAUGCGCAUGUUAUUUAUGUUAUCUUUAGUCUCAGACUAAUGAUAUAAACUAAGGUAGAUGCUUCAUUUUGGUAGGCUUGUAGACUUAUCACAUGGAGAAGAAUUAGAAAUUAGGAUUAUGAAACUUCCCUAAGUUUUGUAGUUUCUGAACAUGUACUCUGAUGAGAUUUCUCAUUUGAUGUUUUCACAGCUUUCAGUUGUAUUAUUAUUUGGGAUAAACGAAAUUACAAGGGACAGAGGAGAUGAUCAUGUUACUUGUACCGUUUGACCAUCUCACACUGAUGAUACUGAUCCUGGUCAGAAAUUAAUGGAUGUUUUUUUUCAUCCUCUA
Gossypium raimondii (Peruvian cotton) is the source of this 1290-nucleotide messenger RNA. RefSeq names its product protein SHI RELATED SEQUENCE 5. The coding region runs from base 200 to 814 and encodes 204 amino acids. Gene Ontology annotation, cellular component: nucleus. The transcript has 2 exons. Gene Ontology annotation, molecular function: DNA binding; DNA-binding transcription factor activity. NCBI's taxonomy places the organism in Eukaryota, Viridiplantae, Streptophyta, Magnoliopsida, Malvales, Malvaceae. Gene Ontology annotation, biological process: positive regulation of DNA-templated transcription. The record is from RefSeq and is a predicted model, not a curated record.